AUGAACGGGAAAUUUCUACUUGAAAUUCGGCAGAACAUAGUCCAGAACCUCGAGCAGUGGUUCCACUCAUUCGCUGGGCUCGUGGGUCCGAACUUUUGCAUGAUUGCCGACCCAGAAUGCGAGCUGUCUCCAGCGUCAGAGAUACCCAAAGUUGCAUACUAUGGCCUACACAUGUAUCAUUGCAUGUUCGUGCUUCUACACGGGCCGAUGGACGUAGUCCGGAUGCACCAGGAUCAUGCGUGGCAAGCCUCUUCUGAUUUCCUCAUAGUGGGCGAGCACGCUGUAGUGUGUGCAAAUGUCGCCCGUCACAUUCUUCGAGUCGACCCCCAACUGCGCCUAAUGUACAGGUUUUUUGGCACCUACUUCUUACAGUCAUCUUUCAUCUUUCUCAUUCUAGCGCAAAAGCUGGGUCGGCAGUCGGACGACUUGAUCCUGCGCAACUGUGCGAUCAACCUGCAGGUCCUGGAUAUGUUCGUGGCCACUACAAACAUGGACUAUCAGCGUAUUUUUGCGAAAUUUCUUCGUCGAGCCUUGUCCUAUAAUAUGGCACAUUCUUCAUCUGCGGAUGUAUCAGAGGAUAACCAGCCCCUGGCUGAGGUCUUGGACCCAGAGAUGCUUGCAUAUCGCUGGAUUCCCGGCUACAGAGGAUUGCAGAUCAACCCAACGGCUUCAGAAUAA
Molecule: messenger RNA, 678 nt
Organism: Penicillium vulpinum
Lineage: Eukaryota; Fungi; Ascomycota; Eurotiomycetes; Eurotiales; Aspergillaceae
Exons: 2
Coding region: 1-678 (225 amino acids)
Source: RefSeq, a predicted model, not a curated record